This is a messenger RNA of Chilo suppressalis (striped riceborer), 3405 nucleotides long. The record is from the annotation of a GenBank genome assembly. Lineage: Eukaryota; Metazoa; Arthropoda; Insecta; Lepidoptera; Crambidae.
AACGCUUUGGGAAAGCAGUAUGUAUCUGUCACUGUCAGUCAGGUCAGCGUCAGCUAUUGAGCUUCAUUCCCAAUUAUUUCACAGUUUUUAACAAAAAACUAUUACUUUUUCAUGAAUGAGGACUGUGUUUUGUGUAAAUGUUUAGUGAAGAAACUUAAAGUUAUCGUCAUGCUAUCGUAAGCAUAACAUUUAUGUGCAAAUCGGGCUAACCAAUCUAUUGUUACGAUGGAUGCCUCGAAGAUUACUAGCAAAACAAGCUCUUUGAAGGCCUUGAUUUUAAAGGCUUGGCGUGAGCGAUGGACAGAUAUCCAAUGGGGUAUCAACAUCAAAACUAUCCUGCCUAGGGGAGUAAGUGGAGAUCUUUAUAACCUCGCUGAUUGUAUCCUCCAACAAGCAAUGGUUGGUUGUGGUGCAAACCAACUGGUGAUAUCAUAUUUGAAACAUUCUCUGGCGUCACACCUAGUCUCGUAUGCUGCAGUACUUCAAAGAAUCGCAAAGUUCGACGCCUUUCAUAAACCUCAUUGCAUUAUUGCCUUAUUGGAAUUCCUUGAAGGGUUUCUCGACAGCAUAACAUGUAGGGGCAAGAUGGAAGAAGAAGUGCUAGCUUUUUCUGUAUUUUCUAUCAUACUGUGGCUCCUUCAAGUGUAUCAUUAUUCUCUUAGUAAGUACCCAUCAUCUAAUCCUAUUCAGAGUCAGGAAAUUCUAGAGAAAUCUACAUCAGUUCUUAACUCAAUUGUUAACACAGACUUCCUCCUCGCGAUGUUUUAUUUCGCGAAACAGAAUGAUCCAGAUGAGUACAAUGAGAUCACAAAAAAAUGUCAAGAAAUCACAGCAUUCAUGAUGAUGAAUACACAAUUCAAGGCGCCGGUUACUAUUCAUGAGACGUUGCAGAGAAUAUGUAACAUGGAUAUAGAUAAAAUUGCACCAUUAAACAAUAAACCAGAGACAGUGACUCACUGCUUGCAAGCUCUCAUAGCAAUAAAUGUGUUGGCUAACCCUAGUGCUGAUCUCCAACAGCUCUCUAAUCAACUGUUAAUGGUGCAAAGAAUAAAAGGUUACCCUCUAUCGAGACUUUACUGUGAACUUAUUAGGGCUUGUUUUAUUUCAUUAAAUGACUCGAGUAAAGAUGCUAUAAAACAAGCUCUAUGGGCAGCCUUCACUUUCCUCAAAAUACCACAAGUUAUGCAUUACCUCCAUAAUAUGUGUGGAACAACUAACAAAGAGAAUGAAUGUUCCGUUGAACUUGUUGAAGCUUUUGAGAUGCUGUUGCAAUCCACACCACUUUUAGAUAUUGUUGACACAAAGAAUUCUUGUAAUAGUGUGAUGUCUUUGAUUGAGCCUUUAGUGAAAUUAAAUGUUUUGUCAGACAGUCAUUUGUCAUAUUUUGGUCAAAAACGUGAAAGUAAAGAUGUGAAGCUUCAGAAAUUAGAGCCAACCGGUCUGCAAGGUUCCGUACCCAGUUUUAUUACUCGAGCUGAACCUACAUUGACCGGUAUCUUGAAAACUAUGGGAGGUGACUUCUACAAAACGCAAGAAUCACUAUACACUAUGCUCUGCCAGAUAGUUGGAGGAGCCACACUUGAUACUAUUCUAGCAGUUGCUACAGUAGAAGGGAAGUUAAAGUUACUUGUGUCAAGACUUAUCAAAUUUAAUGAAUUUGCUUUACAUUCUGCAAGUGAAAAGGGAGCAUCUCAAUCUAAAGUUUAUAUUUUUGAUAUAUCAUUCUUAAUUUUAUGCUCAAUUGUACAAGAUUAUGGUGCUGAUGCCGUAUUAGAAGAUAAUGGUGAUUCAUUCUUUGAAAACUGGGUAAGGGAAUGUAUGCCUUUUAAAGGGAUUCACAAGUCACCAGAUCAAAUAUUACAGAAAUGUGAUCAACAAAUGGUAGAUAUUUUGAUUCAUCAUCUAAGUGCACCAGACUUUGACUUCAAAAAUACAAAUAUGAAACCACAUGACCUCGCUGUCAAUGUCAGUGGGGCAGUCAAGGAGAUAUUAUUUGCAUGGGAACAAGGAUCUCUCACUGCUGCAGAUGUGAAACGCAUGUUAGACUCAUUGCGACAGAAAAUGGCGUCAUUGGCUGUCUGUGCCUCAGUUUGGUUGUGUUCAUAUAUAAAUGUUGUGCAUCAAGAAGCAUUUUUGAAACCAAUAAACAUGGUUCAACAGUUUUUGGCACCACCCACUGAAGUUGAGCUGACUCAAAUAGAUAAUUUCAAGGAAAGGGCAAUAUUGAUGUGUCAGAUUAUUAGGAAAAUGCAAUAUGAAGUUCACCCUGCAUCUGUGCCAAAAUCAAAAGUGUCUGCUUUGUCACACAAUAUCAUUUCAAGCCAGCCAAUGUUAGAACAGCUUCAGGCUGUCUGGGAGGAUAUUAAAUCCAGAGGAUACCUCCAUAUAGAUGCUACCCAUGUGGUUGAAAGUAUCUUGAAUACCACAGGCCCAGUAUGGUUUGUGACAUAUUUAGUGAAAGAGACAUUAAAAUUUAGAUAUCAGGAUGACCUUGACAGAUCAGUGGAUAUUGUUCUUGCCAUGUUUCAUUUGGACAUUGAGAAAUGCACUGAAGCUUUAUUGUUACAUGUCUUGCCUCAAUAUUUGUACAAUGCAAAACUAAGUGAAGAACUAGUGGAACCUCAAUCGUCAAUAUUGGCCAAAUUGUCUGUUUAUUGCAUUUAUGCUGCCCUCGAAAAUAGUAACUCUAGCAAUAAAGUUCAUAAUAUGCGUAAACGGCGACAUGACGAUGCUGAGGAUAUGGAUAGUAUGUGCACUUCUAGCAAAGUCAGACGACUCAAUGACAAUACUUCAGAUGGUAGUAGUAUGUAUUACUCGCAAGGCCAAUCAAUAUCUGGGGUGGUAUUGAGAGAACCAUUGCAGUCUGCUUUAGAUACUUUAUAUCAGUCAUUUUCCCAACUGGCUGGCAAGAAUGGGGAUGUCACUCCACAGACGCAGUUCAUAUUGCAAUUUUUAGUGUACAUUGUUCAAUGUGGUAACGAGAGGGCUCAAAUGGUGUUGCAAAAAAUACCCAGUGAGCUUGUACCAACAUUGAUAAAAGCUCUUCCUGAUAGUUUUAAUAUAGGGCUAAUACUUAGACUAUAUGACCUCUCUACAGCAUAUGGCAGAAAGAAUACUGCAAGGGAUUUAUGUUUAUUGAGAAAUAUGCGAUUAAGGCCUGAAUGCUAAUGUAUUGACAUAAGUUAUGUGUAUUAUAUUAUAAGAGUAUUGAAAUUUUGGUAAUGAAUGACUAAGUGAUUAAAAUGAGAAUGAUUAUAUUUAGAAAUAAAUGCAUUUCUAAUGAUAAAUAUGUAUUUUUUUCAAUUAGCUACCUAAGUAAAUGAAAUUCUAUUCAAUCCGUCAGUUAGAGUAUAUCCCAUACAUACAAUCAACCAUAAAAUGACAAGAUAAAGCGUGUCAAAUUUG